Molecule: messenger RNA, 1766 nt
Organism: Alosa alosa (allis shad)
Lineage: Eukaryota; Metazoa; Chordata; Actinopteri; Clupeiformes; Clupeidae
Product: four and a half LIM domains protein 2
Exons: 6
Coding region: 276-1115 (279 amino acids)
Cellular component (GO): nucleus; Z disc
Molecular function (GO): transcription coregulator activity
Source: RefSeq, a predicted model, not a curated record
CCAGAGAUAGAGAGAGGAGAGGAGGAGAGACGCAGAGUGGAGUAGCAGCAGUUCAGCCGUGUGUGUGGUGGCUCUGGGGAGCCCGGCGGGAGUGUGUCACCACGGUUAGGGACAGCUGGACAGGGGGAUACGGCGGAGCGCACGGCACAAAGGCUCAUGGGAGGGACGAGCAGCAGGAGAUUAGCAGGGCUGAGACUCUAAACAGCUGCCGAAAAUUCUUCUACCCCCCUGACUCUUCUGCCUGGUCUGUCAGCUGACCCUGGAGAGCCGCCAGGAUGACCGAGCGCUACGACUGCCACUACUGCAAGGAGUCCCUGUUUGGGAAGAAGUACGUGCUGAGAGAGGAGAACCCCUACUGCGUCAAGUGCUACGAAAGCCUCUACUCCAACACCUGUGAAGACUGCAAGAAACCCAUUGGCUGCAGCAGCAGGGACCUGUCCUACAAGGACCGCCACUGGCACGAGGACUGCUUCCACUGCUUCAUGUGCAAGCGCUCGCUGGUGGACAAGCCGUUCUCCACCAAGGACGACCAGCUGCUCUGCACCGAGUGCUACUCCAACGAGUACUCCUCCAAGUGCCAUGACUGCAAGAAAACCAUCAUGCCUGGCACCAGGAAGAUGGAGCACAAGGGCAACAGCUGGCAUGAGACCUGCUUCACCUGCCAACGCUGCCAGCAGCCUAUUGGUACCAAGAGCUUCAUCCCCAAGGACAACUACAACUACUGCGUGCCCUGCUACGAGAAGCAGUUCGCCAUGCAGUGUGUGCACUGCAAGAAGCCCAUCACCACCGGCGGGGUGACGUACCACGAGCAGCCCUGGCACAAGGACUGCUUCCUGUGCACCGGCUGCAAGCAGCAGCUCUCCGGCCAGCGCUUCACCUCACGCGACGACUUCGCCUACUGCCUCAACUGCUUCUGCAACCUGUACGCCAAAAAGUGUGCCUCCUGCACCUCCCCCAUCAGUGGUCUUGGAGGUAGCAAGUACAUCUCCUUUGAGGAACGCCAGUGGCACAACGACUGCUUUAACUGCAAGAAGUGCUCCGUGUCUCUGGUCGGCCGUGGCUUCCUGACCGAGCGCGAUGACAUCCUGUGUCCCGAGUGUGGCAAAGACAUCUAAAGGGGAUCGGCGGCGUCCACAGGAGCAAUGUGGUCAACAAAUCCAAGACAGGAUAUUAAAAGAAACGUGCACCCUGACAGCACUAUGACAAAUGGUGACAGAGAGAGAGUAACUGUAUAUAUAGCAUAUGCAGGCUGACAAACUAUAACUGACUGACAUAUACUAAUCAGUUACAUCCUCCUUUUUGUAUUUGGCUUCUGCUUAAAAAGAGAGGCUUUUAACAUGCACUGAUCUGACACUUUCAGCAACUCUUUCAAAUAUCAAGUGCAAUAGAUAUCAUAGCCUAUAUUUAUAAAUAUAUAUAUUCUAAAGUAUAGAUCAAUACAUAUAUUCAGACAGCCUUAUGUCCUCUGUCUACAACAACAUAUGUGAACUUCUGUUAAGUGGCUUUUCCACAUUUUGUUGAUUAAUUUUUGGUGAUACUAUUUGAGGACAUAGGGCAGGUAGGGUCAACUUUGACUUUAUAAUAUUUAUGACUUCAGGCUUUGCUAACACGGCAUUAGCGCAACUGUCAGUUUUCCUACGUGAAUUACUUACACUGUGAAAAAAGACACCACCCCGCUACCAAGAGUGCCUUGUUUAUGAUCAUAUUCUCAAAUUUUUAAAAAGUACCUUGUAUUUGAAGAAAUAAACUACAGAAAAAAUGCAAAA